This is a messenger RNA of Mesocestoides corti, 297 nucleotides long. NCBI's taxonomy places the organism in Eukaryota, Metazoa, Platyhelminthes, Cestoda, Cyclophyllidea, Mesocestoididae. The record is from the annotation of a GenBank genome assembly.
AUGGGACCGAAACGGACAAAUUGUGGCAGUGAAACCGUCGCAAAGACGGAAACGAACCCGUGCUGUAUCCAAAGCAGAUGGGAACGACGGAAUUUUCGCCCUCAACCGGCCGAGUUCAACCUCGACGACGACAUCGAUACAUGGGUUGAGAAGAUGGAAGAGUUCUUGAAAUACGAAGAACCUGAGACUCGAUCACGCAAGGUGAUGAGGAACCUGGCUGCUCCUGCCAGGCGUAUCGCAUUAAGGACGGUUCCAUCAGAAGACGUUCGAACCAUACUUGGUGGCGUCGUCAAUUAG